GCGGGGCGGAGCGGAGCUGCCCGUCAUGGCCGCCAGCCGCCUCCCGCCGGGCGCCCUCAGCCUGAAGCAGUUCCUGAGGCGACAGCAGGUUCUUCGCUUAUACAGGCAGAUCCUGCGGGCUAUUCGCGACGUCCCUGCUGAAGCCGAUCGCCACUAUUUAAAGGACUGGGCCAGGGAGGAAUUCAGGAGGAAUAAAGAUGCGACAGAAGAGGAUGCAAUCAGGAUGAUGAUUACUCAAGGCAACAUGCAACUUCAGGAACUUCAAAGAACACUUAAGCUGGCAAAAUCCUGAUCUUAAUUUUGUUGACAGCUGCACUUUCAUCUGCUGCAAACAAGCAUAGUAUUUCUCGCAGAAUGUGGUUACAAUACUAGCCUUUGCGGACAACCUGGUAGUGUUUGAAGGUGGACUCUACUGCAGUGGGUUUUUUGUUUGGGGUUUUUUUUUUCCCCUUCCUCUUCUCGGUUUGGUUACCCUCCCCUGUGGAAAUCACUUAGACACAAAGGACUUUAAAGAACUGAAUGGAUGUAGCAUGUGCUGUGGGAAAAGCAGAAAGCACCAACGAUUACAACAGCAGUGUUAUACCAGGGAAAUGGAAAAUAAACACAAGCCAGA
Molecule: messenger RNA, 613 nt
Organism: Harpia harpyja (harpy eagle)
Lineage: Eukaryota; Metazoa; Chordata; Aves; Accipitriformes; Accipitridae
Gene: LYRM2
Product: LYR motif containing 2
Exons: 3
Coding region: 26-292 (88 amino acids)
Cellular component (GO): mitochondrion
Source: RefSeq, a predicted model, not a curated record